Molecule: messenger RNA, 1389 nt
Organism: Quercus lobata
Lineage: Eukaryota; Viridiplantae; Streptophyta; Magnoliopsida; Fagales; Fagaceae
Exons: 1
Coding region: 1-1389 (462 amino acids)
Molecular function (GO): RNA-DNA hybrid ribonuclease activity; nucleic acid binding
Source: RefSeq, a predicted model, not a curated record
AUGCCAGAACCUCAAAAUAUUCAUGAGCUCAAAAGUCUUCAAGGAAAGCUUACCUACAUUAGGAGGUUCAUAUUCAACUUGGUCGGACACUGUCAACCCUUCAGUCACCUUAUGAAGAAAGAUGUCCCAUUCAAGUGGGAUGAAGCAUGUAGAAAUGGUUUUGAGAGCAUCAAAACAUACUUGCUAAAUCCCCUUGUUCUACGAGCACCCAUACAGGGGUGGCCACUUAUUCUUUACAUAGCAGUUCAAGAACGAUCUUUAGGAGUGCUUCUGGCUCAAGAAAAUGAAGAAGGAAAGGAGAACGCUCUCUAUUACUUGAGUAGAACCCUAAAUGGUGCUGAAUUCAAUUAUUCACCAAUUGAAAAGACAUGUUUAGCUUUGAUGUUUGCCAUCCAAAAGCUAAGACAUUACCUGCAUGCCCAUUCAAUACGGCUCAUUUCACGAGCAGAUCCCAUCAAAUACAUCAUGACUAAGCCAGUUCUUUUAGGAAGUAUAGCAAAAUGGGCUCUCUUACUCCAAGAGUUUGAGAUAAUAUAUGUUCAACAAAAAGCAAUGAAAGGACAAGCUUUGGUCGACUUCCUUGCUGACCAUCCUAUUCCUGAUGAUUGGGAGAUGUCUGAUGACCUUCCUAAUGAAGAAGUAAUGGUCGUUGAAAUUUCACAACCUUGGAAGAUGUUCUUUAAUGGAGCUGCUCAACAUUGUGGUGCCGGUGCCGAAGUAGUGUUUGUAACUCCAGAAGGGGAUAUACUCUCGUAUACAUUUACUCUUACAGAAUGUUGUUCAAACAAUGUUGCUCAAUAUCAAGCACUAAUCCUAGGUUUGGAAAUGGCAAUGGAUGCAAAAACAACUCGUUUGGAGGUCUUUGGUGAUUCAAAGUUAAUCAUAAACCAAGUGCUUCUACACUAUGAUGUGAAGAAGCCGAAAUUGAUUCAUUAUUGCAAAUACGCCAAGAGGCUUCUGGGAUGGUUUGAUCAUAUUAGUAUUACACAUAUCCCAAGAAAUGAGAAUAAACAAGCUAAUGCCUUGGCAAAAUUAGCAACAACUCUUGCUUUACCAAAUUCCGAGAUAAAAAUUCCAAUAUGCCAAACAUGGGUAAUACCUCCCAACUUUGAUGAGGAUGAGAUAGAAGAAGAAGUUAAUGCAAUUUUAGUUUUUGAAAUAGAAAGAGAAGAUUGGCGGCAACCUAUCAUUGAUUAUAUAGAACAUGGAAAAUUGCCCAAUGACCCUCGACAUAGAACAGAAAUCUGGCGACGAACUCCACGUUUUGUUUAUUACAAGAAUACUUUAUAUCGUCGUUCUUUCGAUGGUCUUCUCCUUCGUUGCUUGGAUGAUAAGGAAACUGCCAAGGCAUUUGAAGAAGCUCACUCAGGGAUUUGUGGUGCUCACUAG